UAUACUUACCACACCACAUUAGAAAAAGAAAACAUAUUUUGAUUGCUUUUAUGCUAAAAUUAUUAGAUGCCAUGUUAAAAUCAUCAUCCACUACCUAAGAAAGAAAGGGAUAAUUGGUGCGUCUAUAGUUGCUGUUAUAGCUGGCUUCAUAAGUAUUAAAACUUUCACUUAUAAAUGGCUCCUGCUUGUUCGAGCUAUCUUUGGCUUGGGUCUCGGAGGGGGGCACAUAUAUUACACAUGGUUCGAGGAAUUUCUUCCAACCCCAAAUCAAGGAAUUUGGAUGGUUGCGUUUUCAGGCUUCUAUACAUUCGGAACGAUAGUGCAAGCUCUUCUUGUUUGGUUGAUAAUCCCCAAUUAUAGUUGGAGAUGGCUAAUGGGAGCAGCUAUAGCUCCCCAUUUUGCUGCAUCAUGUCUCAUUUGGUUGGUACCUGAAUCUCCUAGAUUUCUUUGUGAACAAGGACGAGUGGUUGCUGCACAUUUUGUCUUGGUAGCAGGAGCUGCCAUCAAUAGUAGAAAACUACCUGAACGCACGCUCAUUUAUGAUCAAGUAACUUCCAAUGUGGGUAUAGAUCAGCCCGUAAGAACACGUGGACCUCUAGAGAGACUAGAGGAGGCCCACGUCGGGCAUGGCAUUAGUUCACCGUCAAUAAAUCAUGAGGAUUCAACCGACUCAACUCUAACCCUUCCUCUCUUAAAUAAAAGUUAUGCCAAUCCAAAUGAUUUUGAUUCUCAAGAAACUGGUUCUGUUUUUGAUGGUUCACCACGAAGUACUCGUAACAAUUUGGGUACUUUGGCUCAAACAGAUAUAGUCAAUGAUGAUAAUUCUGCCAAUACAGGUCAAAAUCCUCUUGAAUCUGUCACUGGUGACUUUCUUGGCCAUUUAGAAGAAAGUGCUCACAAUUCUGCUGACAUUUCUAUGUAUUCACCAGAAAGAACUAAUUCUUUGACUGAGAUAUUCGAUGAUGAGCAUGAUGAGAGACAUAAUGAUGAGAAUGAUGAUGAGAGAGUUAAUGAUGCGAAUGAAAUUUCUACCAUUCAAGAUGAGAGACUUAAUAUUGUAAAUGAUGAUGAGAGGCAGAAUGAUGAGAAUGAAAUUCAUACUAUUCACGAUGAGAGAUCUAAUGAUGUGAAUGAUGAUGAGAGGCAGAAUGACGAGAAUGAAAUUCGUACCAUUCAUGAUGAGAGAUUCAAUGAUGUGAAUGAUGAUGAGAGGCAGAAUGAUGAGAAUGAAAUUCAUUCCAUUCAUGAUGAGGGAUUUAACGAUGUGAAUGAUGAUGAGAGACAGAAUGAUGAGAAUGAAAUUCAUAUAAUGGUACCUCAGUUGCCGUUUUCUUCUUCUUUUGGAAGCGGUUCACAUAGCAUAACCUCGAUUUUAUCACCAAGGUGGAGGCGCACAACAUUAUUAAUCUGGGUAUUGUAUUUUUUUAACACGUUCAAUUACUAUGAAUUUGUGCUCCUGACGUUCCAAUCAAGCCCUGGCUCACUUUUUACUGCCAAAGAUUUCAAGAAUUCUUGGCCUUUGCGCAAUGUUUUUAUCAUUAGCUUGGCGGAGAUCCCUGGGCUUAUAAUUGCAGCUAUUAUGUUGAAUAAGUUUGAACGCAAAUUUUCAAUCAUAAUCCUUCUGGUGGCAGGAGCAUUUGUGAUAUUUCUUAUAAUGUUCUUUCAAGGCAAAGUGUUGACUCUGAUUUUAAUGUUUUUAGCCCGCAUGUUUAUGUGGUCGAGCUUUGUAUUGGUUCAGAUUUAUUCCACAGAGGCUUUUCCGACAACAUUAAGAACAACCGGAGUUUUGGUGGCGACGGCGCUAGGUAACACCCGGGGGACGGUGUGGCCAAUCAUAUCUAGCAUAAUUCAUGAAAGUGGCUACAUGCUCCCAUUUCUGCUUUAUGAGGCCAAAAUGCUUGUAACCGGACUCUGUGUUUCGUUAAUUCCGGUUGGGACCACACAGAGGAAUUUGGAGCUACCUGUUCAACAAAAUCGACCGGGGGAUUAGAUGUCUUUCAUUGUUAUGAGCAUUGUGAUGCUAUAUAUUCUCUUUGAUCAUAUAUUUGAACUGUGAGGAGCUAUCUUAGUACUUUGAUGAAUUAGGAAUAUAGUAGUAAUAGUUUUAUGUAUAAAGAGCAUGUGUGUUCAACUCUUAAUUAACUGAGCUUAUGUGCCCA
Messenger RNA from Erigeron canadensis, 2159 nucleotides. RefSeq lists its product as uncharacterized. The coding region runs from base 281 to 1990 and encodes 569 amino acids. NCBI's taxonomy places the organism in Eukaryota, Viridiplantae, Streptophyta, Magnoliopsida, Asterales, Asteraceae. The record is from RefSeq and is a predicted model, not a curated record. Gene Ontology annotation, molecular function: transmembrane transporter activity. The transcript is spliced from 5 exons. Gene Ontology annotation, biological process: transmembrane transport. Gene Ontology annotation, cellular component: membrane.